This is a messenger RNA of Neurospora tetraspora, 1399 nucleotides long. RefSeq lists its product as uncharacterized. Gene Ontology annotation, molecular function: metallopeptidase activity; translation initiation factor activity; translation initiation factor binding. Gene Ontology annotation, biological process: translational initiation. The record is from RefSeq and is a predicted model, not a curated record. The transcript is spliced from 2 exons. Lineage: Eukaryota; Fungi; Ascomycota; Sordariomycetes; Sordariales; Sordariaceae. Gene Ontology annotation, cellular component: eukaryotic translation initiation factor 3 complex, eIF3m. The coding region runs from base 129 to 1238 and encodes 369 amino acids.
UCAAAGAGCCCCAUAAUCUCAACCUCGACGGCUGCUCCCCUCCUCCUCGAACUCCUGCUUCCUCUAUCAACCACCACCACACCCCUCCACCACCUCACACUCAACUACAGCCCCAGCCCGUCGUCAAAAUGGCUGUCGAUCAGGAGUCUUUCGUCCAUCUCUCGCGCCCCCUUGCGCCCAACGUGCUCGGCUUCGGUGUUAGCAAUGCCCCGCUUACCGUCAACAUCCAGCCUCAGGCUGUCUUCUCCAUCAUCGACCAUGCCGUCAGACGGGACGACCGCGACACCCAGUCGACACGGGUGAUUGGUGCCCUCGUGGGUGUCCGCAGCGAGGACGGCAGCGAGGUCGAAGUGCGCUCCACCUUCGCCAUCCCCCACACCGAGAACGAGGACCAGGUCGAGGUGGACGUCGAGUACCAGAAGAACAUGCUGGCCCUGACCCUCAAGGCCAGCCCGCGCGAGACCCUGCUGGGUUGGUACACCACCUCGCACGAGCUCAACAGCUUCAGCGCCCUGAUCCAGAACUUCUUCGCCUCCCCCGAGACCGGCACCUUCCCCCACCCGGCCGUCCACCUGACCAUCGGCACCGAGGCCGGCGCGCCCAUCGAGACCAAGACGUACAUCUCCGCUCCCGUGGCCGUCAGCCCCGAGCGCGCCGCCGAGUCGUGCCUCUUCAUCGAGGUGCCCCACAAGCUCCUCUUCACCGACGCCGAGCGCGGCGCUCUUGGCUCCGUCGCCGCCGCCGCCGACGCCGAGUCGCGCUCCGCCCCCGUCGUCUCCGACAUUGAGAACCUCGCCCAGGCCCUCGAGACCGUCUCGGACCUGCUCGAGCGCGUUUCCGGCUUCGUCGGCGAGGUGCUCGACGAGGAGCGCGACGGCAACCACGCGCUCGGCCAGUACCUCAUGAACGCCCUUUCCCUGGCUCCCAAGGUGUCCAACCUGGCCAUCGAGAACGACUUCAACAACCACAUCCAGGACGUCCUCAUGGUCUCGUACCUCGCCAACACGAUCCGCACCCAGAUCGAGCUGUCCCAGCGCCUGGCCACUGCCAAGCUCGACGAGGGCAAGGAGGGCGGCGAGAAGAAGGAUGGUGAGGGCGCCGAGGGCGACAAGAAGAGCGACGGCCAGCGUGGCCAAAGGGGCCAGGGCGGCAAGCGUGGCGGUCGCGGCGGUGGUGCUGGUGGCCGCGGUGGCCGCGAGCCCAGGGAGCCCAGGGAGCCCAGGGAACCUGUGGAGUAAAGAGAACGAGUUGUGGAAAGAAAGGGAGAGAGAAGAAAAAAUGGAAAGAGGAGAAUGAAACUCGUUCCAAUUUUUUUAUCUUUUUAAUGAAAGGCCACUACACACAACCAGGCAGGGGAAAAGAAAGGUUCACACACAACAAAAGGAUCCAAUUUCUCUUA